Messenger RNA from Hydractinia symbiolongicarpus, 1305 nucleotides. Its product is annotated as ADP-ribosylation factor-related protein 1-like. Lineage: Eukaryota; Metazoa; Cnidaria; Hydrozoa; Anthoathecata; Hydractiniidae. Gene Ontology annotation, molecular function: GTPase activity; GTP binding. The record is from RefSeq and is a predicted model, not a curated record. The coding region runs from base 198 to 809 and encodes 203 amino acids. The transcript has 3 exons. Gene Ontology annotation, cellular component: Golgi apparatus. Gene Ontology annotation, biological process: intracellular protein transport; protein localization to organelle; Golgi to plasma membrane protein transport.
AAUAAUUCUUUUUAGAAGAUCUGAUUGGUUAAAAGACUAUUUGCCUCCUGAAAAAAAUGUAAACAGAGCUUAUAGCAAGUCAUCUAUACAAUAAUGAAUCGCUAAAACAACAUUUCGAUUCAAACCCUGAAAUACAUGGUUUUACCUAAAAAAAUACACACUCACCAUAAGGUGCAGUAACAUGAUAAAACAAAUAGAUGUUUACUCUACUUAGUGGGUUAUGGAAAUGGUUAUUUCAAAAGGAUGAAUUUUGCAUAUUAAUAGUUGGACUGGAUAAUGCAGGUAAGACAACGUUCCUGGAACAUGCUAAACGGAAGUAUGCUAUUAAAAACUAUAAAGGCAUUCCCUUUGAAAAGAUUGGCCCCACUGUAGGAAUGAACGUUGGCCACAUACAUAUUAAAUCUGAGAUAUUGCUGUUGUGGGACUUAGGGGGACAAGAAGAACUGCAGACUCUUUGGAAUAAAUACUUUAUGGAUUGUCAUGGAGUGAUUUAUAUGAUCGAUUCCUCAGAUGCACAAAGGCUUGAAGACUCCUAUAAAUGUUUUGAUACUCUCAUAUCGGAUGAAGAUUUAGUAGGAAUACCUAUGUUAGUAUUAGCUAAUAAACAAGACAAACCAAAUUCCAUAACAGCAGAAGCAGUUAAGGAAAUAUUUAACAGAAGUUCCAAUAAAUUGGGUAAACGAGACUGUAUGCUGCAUGAAAUAUCUGCUCUCGAUGGAAGUGGAAUUGAAGAAGGACUACAAUGGAUGCUGGAACGAGUAAAAAGAAAUAUUUUUCACCGACCACCGAGGGAAAAAGAAAUUACGUGACAUUCUAAUAACAGUGUUUUUAUUCUUUUUAUGGAUUAAUGUGAUUUUUUUUAAAGUAUAUACUGUAAGCCUCUGUGUUAAAAUAUAUUGAUCUUUUUAUAAGUAUAUAUUUCUCCAUAGUUUAUUUAUUUAUUUCCUAUUUGUAGCAACACAGACUUGUCAUCCUGUCUGGACCAUUAUAGUAGGAAUAAUCUAUCAGAAUAUCUGAUUUGGAAGCACUUUUGAAAAUAUCAAUGGACCUUUUUUUCCUAUAUCUAUAGGCUAAAACAUUUUCAAAGUGGCACAAUGAAAUAAGCUUAGAAGUUUAAAUAUAUUUUGGGAAUCGUAUGUUAAUAAAAAUAUUUUAUUUUAUGAGCAGGUCUAAAUUAUGUGUAUUAUUGUAUCAGAGUUUUAUUCAAUUCUUGUGAAAUUAUUUACUCAAAUAUACAUAAUAAUAUUUUGGUAUUUUGUAUCUGUAUUAUUGUAUUUGUAUAUACAUAUAUUUUUUAAAGUCCAA